AUGUCCGCAGCAGCGCAAGGCGACAUGAACACUAAGAAGGCUGUCGUCAGCGAUACCGACAACGGCGCCGACAACAAGGACCAGCAGAAGCCCGCCGCCGCGCUGGAAGAGGAUGACGAGUUUGAAGACUUCCCUGUCGAAGACUGGGAACAGGAAGAUACCGAGUUGCCCACCGCAAACACGCAUCUGUGGGAGGAGAGCUGGGACGACGAUGACACGAGCGAGGACUUCUCUGCGCAGCUGAAGGAGGAGCUGAAGAAGGUCGAGGCGAAGCGCGGUUGA
This is a messenger RNA of Lasiodiplodia theobromae, 282 nucleotides long. Its product is annotated as Dss1/Sem1 domain-containing protein. Gene Ontology annotation, biological process: proteasome assembly; mRNA export from nucleus; double-strand break repair via homologous recombination. The record is from RefSeq and is a predicted model, not a curated record. Bases 1 to 282 code for a protein of 93 amino acids. Gene Ontology annotation, cellular component: proteasome regulatory particle, lid subcomplex; proteasome complex. The transcript is spliced from 2 exons. Lineage: Eukaryota; Fungi; Ascomycota; Dothideomycetes; Botryosphaeriales; Botryosphaeriaceae.